ACAACUAUUAUUGGACGGAGGAAAUAUUAAACAAGGACCUUGUUAAACUCAAAACAAGUAUGAACACCAUUACACCAAACACACAAAACAACAACACCCAAAAAAAGAACACAAGCAAGAAGUUCUUCACAAACACCCAAAACACACACAUCACACACUUGAAAACCUUGGUUUAACCUCCCAUAGCAUUUGCUUUCUCUCUUUCUCUCUCUGUUAAUAUCUAUAUACAAACAAAUAUACAUACAAAACACAUAGUAGUAUAUAUUUGUAUAUUUCUUGAACUGCCCAGAAAAAUAUUAAGGCAUAUUCGUCUUUUCCUUUUUUCUCUCUCUCUUAGCUGUGUUUUCUUGGAAAAUCCAUUAGAGAAAAAAAUUGAAAAAGAAAUUCAAUCUUUUUCUUCUCUAAAACCAACCCCCAUUUCCUUAAAAAUAACAAAAAUCCCAUGUAGUCCUCACGGAUCUUUCAACUCCAACACAAAAUCCAAGAUUUUCUUGAUAAAGGGUGUUAAAAAAAAAACUGAUUUUUCCUCCAUUUUUCAGUGAUUCUUGAUAAAGGGUGUUGGAAAAAACUGAUUUUUCUGUCAUUUUUGAGAGUUUCUUGAAAAAGGGUGUCGAAAAAAAUUUCUGAUUUUUCUGCAUUUCGAAGUGUUUCUUGAAAAAGGGUGUCCAGAAAUCUGAGUUUUCUGUCAUUUUUGAGAGUUUCUUGAAUAAGGGUGUCGAAAAAAAUCUUAUUUUUGUCGAAAAAAAUUUCUGAUUUUUCUGCAUUUUUAAGUGUUUCUUGAAAAAGGGUGUCCAAAAAUCUGAUUUUUUUUGCAAGUUUUGUUGAAAAAAAUCUGAUCUUUAUGUCAUUUGAAAAAGUUUCUUGAAAAGGGGUGUUCAAAAAAUCUGAUUUUUCUGCCAUUUUAAGAGUUUCUUGAAAAAGAGUGUUGAAAAAAAUCUGAUUUUUAUUCCAUUUUUGUUGGAAAAAAUCUGAUUUUUCUACCAUUUUUAAGAGUUUCUUGAAAAAGGGUGUCCGAAAAAUCUGAUAUUUCUACCAUUUUCAAGAGUUUUUUGAAAAAGGGUGUUGAAAAAAAUCUGAUUUUUCUGCCAUUUUGGGUAAAAAAUUCUGAAUUUUCUGCCUUUUUUUUUGUGUGUGAGAAAUGGUGGUGAAGAUGAUGAAAUGGCGACCAUGGCCACCUCUUAUUUCCAAGAAAUUUGAGGUGAAGAUUUUUGUAGGCAAACUUGAAAAUUUGGUGAAUGAGGUGGCAGCUUCUGGUGGUGGUGUUGCAGUGGAGAUUAGGUGGAAAGGUCCACCAAAAAUAGCAUUGAGUUCAUUUAGGAAAACAGUGAAGAGGAACUGUACUAGAGAAGAAUUGGUGAAAAGUGGACCAAAUGGUGUUGUUUUGGUUGAGUGGGAUGAAGAAUUUCAGAGUUUGUGUAGUUUGUCUGGUUAUAAAGACAAUGUGUUUCAUCCUUGGGAGAUUGCCUUCACUGUGUUGAAUGGUAUGCAUGCUAAGAACAAGGCACCUAUUAUUGGUACAGCUGUCAUAAACGUUGCUGAAUUCGCUGCCAAGAUAGAGGAGAGAGAAUUUAAGCUGAACAUUCCUCUGGUAGUUCCAGGGGGUGCUUCGGAGACUCGGCCCAUGCUUUGUAUAUCGCUUAGCUUGUUCGAACUAAGAGAUGCGCAAGAAUCAGCAGAGUUUGUUCAGAGGCCAUUAGCUCCUGUUCAAUCUCCAGCACAGUCUGUAGAAACUCCACCAGUAGAGAAGGAUGAACUUUCUGCACUCAAAGCUGGCCUCAGAAAGGUUAAGAUAUUUACUGAGUAUGUAUCAACUCGGAGAGCAAAGAAAGCUUGUCGAGAAGAAGAGGGUAGUGAAGAAAGAUGCUCAGCAAGGAGCGAAGAGGGGGAAUAUGCUUAUCCUUUUGAUUCCGACUCCAGUGAUGAGUAUGAAGAAGGAGAGUCAGAUGAGGGAAAGGAGGAUCCUACUGUUAGGAAGUCAUUUAGCUAUGGUCCAUUGGCUUACACGAAUUGCGCAGGAGUUUCUUUUCAUUCUAGUACAAGGGUCAACGGUGAGGGUGAGGAUUGGGUUUACUUUAGCAACCGUAGAUCAGAUGUGGGCUGCUCACAAAUGGAUGACCACAUCACCUGUGCUUCUGAUCUUGUAGUUCUGCAGAAUCCAAAGCGCAGUAUCCUACCUUGGAGGAAGAGGAAGCUGAGCUUUAGAUCUCCUAAAUCCAAGGGGGAACCGUUGUUGAAGAAGGAUAAUGGGGAAGAAGGUGGAGACGAUAUUGACUUCGAUCGUCGGCAGCUCAGUUCUGAUGAAUCUCUGUCAUUUGGGUGGCACAAGGUGGAGGAAGACUCGACUGCUCAUCGAUCUUCAGUAUCUGAGUUUGGUGAUGACAAUUUUGCUGUUGGCUGUUGGGAACAGAGAGAGAUAGUAAGUCGAGACGGACACAUGAAGCUUCAAACUCAGAUAUUCUUUGCUUCCAUUGACCAGCGAAGUGAGCGAGCUGCUGGCGAAAGCGCAUGCACAGCCCUUGUUGCUGUGCUUGCUGAUUGGUUGCAGAACAAUCGUGGUCUCCUGCCCAUUAAAUCGCAGUUUGAUAGUUUAAUUAGAGAAGGUUCGUUAGAAUGGAGGAAACUUUGUGAAAACGAAACAUACAGGGAACGGUUCCCUGACAAACACUUUGAUCUGGAGACAGUUCUUCAAGCCAAAAUUCGCUCGAUAUCUGUUGUGCCAGGGAAGUCCUUUGUCGGUUUUUUCCACCCUGAUGGGAUGGAUGAGGGAGGAUUUGAUUUUUUGCAUGGUGCUAUGUCUUUCGAUAAUAUCUGGGAUGAAAUUAGCCGUGCUGGAUUACAGUAUGCUUCUGUGAAUGAACCACAAAUCUAUAUCGUCAGUUGGAACGAUCAUUUUUUUGUCCUGAAGGUUGAACCCGAAGCUUACUACAUCAUCGACACCUUAGGUGAAAGACUCUACGAAGGCUGCAAUCAAGCUUAUAUACUGAAGUUCAACAAGGAUACAGCCAUCUAUAAACAGCCAAACACUACACACUCAGCAGAAGAAAAACCUGCUGCCAAUCAGCAAACUAUUUCUACAACGCCGGACCCAAAACUCAGUGAUGCUCCUCAUACCGCUUCCGGUUCUCUCGACAGUGAAGCAGUGAAUGUAUCGGAUGAACCAUCAAAGGUUGGCAGUGCAGAAGAAAUUGUGUGUCGGGGCAAAGAGUCAUGCAAAGACUACAUCAAGAGUUUUUUAGCUGCUAUACCAAUCAGGGAACUGCAGGCAGAUAUCAAGAAAGGUUUGAUAACAUCAACCCCUCUUCAUCAACGGCUUCAAAUCGAACUCCAUUUCACUCACUUACAACAACUACAAUCACCCAUAACUCCGGCAAUAGAGAUAGCAACGGCUGCACAAGAACCGCCUGCAGUUGCAAUGACCGAGAUCUCAGCGUAAAGAGUCUUUUAACUGUAAAUCUAAGAAGUGUAUGAUAGUUUCUAACUAGUUUUCGCUCUGUCGUUAGCUUUGUUUCGUGUUGCAUUAGAGUAAGAUAGUGUUAAGCUUCUAUGGAAGUAAAAAUUUGUACAUCGACCUUCUGUUCUGGAAUUAUAAUAGAUGGUUUCUAACUUCUGAUCUUUC
Molecule: messenger RNA, 3616 nt
Organism: Capsicum annuum
Lineage: Eukaryota; Viridiplantae; Streptophyta; Magnoliopsida; Solanales; Solanaceae
Exons: 4
Coding region: 1139-3433 (764 amino acids)
Source: RefSeq, a predicted model, not a curated record